GUUAUCAGUGGCCAUUUGGGAUGGGUACGAUGCAUCACAGUGGAACCAGGUAAUCAGUGGUUUGUUACAGGCUCCGCUGACCGGACUAUUAAGAUCUGGGAUUUAGCAAGUGGGAAGUUGAAGCUGUCUUUGACUGGGCACAUUAGCACAGUGAGAGGAGUGAUUAUCAGUUCACGAAGCCCCUACCUUUUCUCCUGUGGAGAGGACAAGCAAGUAAAAUGCUGGGAUUUGGAGUAUAACAAGGUUAUACGGCAUUACCAUGGUCACCUUAGUGCUGUAUAUGAUCUGGAUUUGCAUCCCACAGUUGAUGUAUUGCUGACAUGUAGCAGAGAUUCAACUGCCCGUGUUUGGGACAUCAGAACAAAAGCUAGUGUCCAUACACUAAGCGGGCAUACAAAUGCAGUGGCAACAGUAAAAUGUCAAGCUGCAGAACCACAGGUUAUCACAGGAAGCCACGAUUCUACAAUCCGUCUGUGGGACUUGGUAGGUGGAAAAACCAGAGCAACUCUAACAAAUCACAAGAAGUCAGUUCGAUCUCUUGUUCUCCAUCCAACACAAUAUACAUUUGCCUCUGGAUCUCCGGAUAACAUCAAGCAAUGGAAAUUUCCAGAUGGAAGCUUUAUUCAAAACCUUGCUGGGCACAAUGCAAUUAUCAAUACACUUGCUGUCAAUUCUGAUGGAGUACUAGUAUCUGGAGCUGAUAAUGGUACAAUGCAUCUCUGGGACUGGAGAACCGGCUACAAUUUCCAGCGAAUUCAUGCAGCUGUACAGCCUGGCUCCUUGGACAGUGAAUCUGGUAUCUUUGCAUGUACAUUUGACAAAUCAGAGAGCAGAAUGCUCACAGCAGAAGCAGAUAAAACCAUCAAAGUGUAUAAAGAAGACGAGACAGCAUCAGAAGAAACCCACCCUGUCAACUGGAAACCAGAGAUUCUCAAGAGGAAGCGAUUCUAAUGGAUUUAACCCUACAAGUUCACUUUAUUUUGUGCCAGAUAUAUUUUUAUUUCAACUAUUCCAUUACCCAAUGAGUGCUUAGGUCUUUGUUUUAACUUUGUCCCUUGUUCUGUGUACUGUUGUACAUUUGCAGUAAAUUUUAUUUAUGAUUUCUAAAGAGA
This is a messenger RNA of Protopterus annectens (West African lungfish), 1112 nucleotides long. RefSeq names its product pleiotropic regulator 1-like. Gene Ontology annotation, cellular component: Prp19 complex; catalytic step 2 spliceosome; precatalytic spliceosome. NCBI's taxonomy places the organism in Eukaryota, Metazoa, Chordata, Ceratodontiformes, Protopteridae. Gene Ontology annotation, molecular function: protein binding. Gene Ontology annotation, biological process: mRNA splicing, via spliceosome. The record is from RefSeq and is a predicted model, not a curated record.